Molecule: messenger RNA, 3036 nt
Organism: Alternaria ethzedia
Lineage: Eukaryota; Fungi; Ascomycota; Dothideomycetes; Pleosporales; Pleosporaceae
Exons: 2
Coding region: 1-3036 (1011 amino acids)
Biological process (GO): ER to Golgi ceramide transport; maintenance of cell polarity; exocytosis
Cellular component (GO): perinuclear endoplasmic reticulum; cytosol; plasma membrane
Molecular function (GO): sterol binding
Source: RefSeq, a predicted model, not a curated record
AUGGCGGGAAUGGAGAACAUCGAGGUGCAUAGCAAGUCGUACCUUGUAAGAUGGGUCAAUGUCUCGUCAGGCCACACCAUCUCCUGGAGCGUCCAACCCCACAAGAAGUCGCUCAACUUCGGCAUCUUCAAGCACCCCGGAACAGCUACCGGCGCAACUCCCCAGCUGCCCACGUCUGCGCUCGUCGAAUCCGGACCCGGCACGCCUACCCUCGAGCCACCUACAACACGCGGACGCGGAGCUUCGACGUCGCGGAAUGACAGAACAGUCGUACUAGACAAGCUGGCGGCUAUUGGGCUGCGGCAAGUGCAUUGGCAUGGGAAAUGCGAGGCGGAUCUGGUAUCCAUGGGCACAUACGACGUACCGCCAGGCGAGGGUGGCAUGUACGGACUGGUCUUUGACAACACCUUCUCCAAGACCGUGUCAAAAACAGCCACCUUCGUCCUCAUGACAUAUCCGACCAACGCGGCGCCCAAGUCUGGCCAUCACAUGCACUACGCGCAGGCCAUGGCAGGCGCGAGCACCACGAGCCUCCCGAAAUCGAGCCCCUCCAUGGGCCCCAUCGAAUCCUCCGAAUCCCUACCACAAACCUACGCCGAGCGACCGAAAUCACAAUAUGGGCAGAAACAAGGGAGCCUUUCCGGCUCCUCAUUCCUGACAGGAGUACUGCAGAAGAAGAGGAGAAAGAGGAAUCAGGGCUAUGCCAGGAGAUUCUUCUCCUUGGACUUCACGUCCUCAACGCUCUCCUACUACCGGAACGACCAUUCAUCCGCACUGCGAGGAGCCAUACCUUUGUCACUAGCGGCUGUGGGCGCGAACGAGGAGACACGCGAGAUAUCCGUCGAUUCUGGCGCUGAGAUCUGGCAGCUGCGAGCAAACAAUGAGAAGGACUUUCAGAUGUGGAAGAACGCCCUCGAUCGCGCCUCAAGAACCGCUUCGGAUAGAGGGGCGGUUGCUUCACCAACUCUGCAAAUCCAGGACAGCCCAUACCAGAGCCUCCCACACGUUCUGAAUUCAGCCGAAGAGAACGAAUGGGCAAGAGUCGAGGCCCUGGUUGGCAGAGUCUCAGGUACACGGGAUGCAGUACGGAGGUUAGCUCAGGAUACCGAUCCAAAGUACAACGCAUCGUCUGCGAUGAGCGUUAGAAACAUGGGCGAUAGUCUCUCCCCAACGCCGUCCAACGACGAGGCGGGUGACUACUUCCCAGAACAAAAGGCCCCUGAGAAGAUGGCUUUCUGGAAGCGCAAGCCGAGCAGUUCCGGCACUCAGAGUCCAUCCGGCGGCAUUUUCAGCAAGAGGAGUGUGUCAGCGCAAGUAGGAGUUGCGUCGCCUGGAGCCGUCCCUCCUGGUGCCUCCAAUGCGGCCGGUAAUGGCACCCUUGCCGUACCCAAACGCAAUGGACGCGCGAGCACCAUGAUGAGCUCCGCAAGCAUUCCACAUGAGGAAAGCGUUCACGACAACUGCAUGGCUCUACUUCGAGACCUAGACUCUGUUGUCAGGGACUUCGCUGACCUGAUUAGCGAGAGCAAACAAAGACGAAUGCCCCCGGCUGCACCUCUUUCUGCCGUAGGAUCACGGCACAGCUUCGACUCAGUGGCCGAGUCUGUAGAUGAGUUCUUCGACGCGCCAGAUGGCGACGCAAGCAAGUCACAGCUUCUGACCAUCCGGCGCGACAGUCAAGAGGACAGCCGCGAACGUGAGCAGUCACCAGAUGCCGAUUCAGAUGGCGAGUCGGAGUCUUCCUCAGAGAAUGGCAGUGUGGGAAUGUUGGACCGACCUCGCAUGUCGCGGGAAACCACUCCAGCACUCUUCCCUACACGUCCCAAGUCGCUCACACCUCUGCCACUUGACCCUGUGAAACGUCGGGGCACAGUCCCAGCCCCCAAGGUUCAGCCUCCAAGUCUCAUCGCAUUCUUCAGAAAGAAUGUCGGCAAAGACUUGUCAACCAUUGCCAUGCCGGUAUCAGCUAACGAGCCCACAUCCGCGCUGCAACGAUUGGCAGAACAGCUAGAAUACAGCGAGCUGCUCGACGCCGCAGUGACUGCCACUCCAGACAACGGCGAGCGCCUCGCCUACAUGGCCGCCUUCGCCAUCUCCGCCUUCAGCAACGCCCGCGUCAAAGACCGCGCCAUCCGCAAGCCCUUCAACCCCAUGCUAGGCGAAACCUACGAGCUCGUCCGCGAAGACAAAGGCUUCCGCUUCUUCGCCGAGAAGGUCGUCCACCGCCCCGUCCGCAUGGCCUGCCAAGCCGAAGCCAACGAAUGGACCUUUGUACAAUCCCCCACGCCCAUGCAAAAGUUCUGGGGCAAGAGCGCAGAAAUCAACACCGAAGGCCGCGUCCGCAUCUUCCUCCACGCCUCAGGCGAACACUACUCCUGGACGCUCGCCACAUCCUACCUACGCAACGUCAUCGCCGGCGAAAAGUACCUCGAGCCCUCUGGCACCAUGACCAUCAUCUCUGAAACCACAGGCGCAAAGGCCGUCUGCACAUUCAAAGCCGGCGGCAUGUUCGCCGGCCGCUCAGAAGAAGUCUCCGUCCAAGUUUUUGACGCUUCAGGUUCCGUGCUGCCCAUAGGUCUAACAGGGAAAUGGACGUCAGACCUCCAACUCACGUCCUCGGGCCAACCCACCGGAAAAACAAUCUGGAAAACGGGUGAUCUGGUUGAUAAAGCAGAGAAACACUACGGUCUUACCACUUUCGCUGCUGCACUCAACCAAGUCACAUCCAUAGAGCAAGACCACAUGGCGCCCACUGAUUCCCGUUUGCGACCUGAUCAGCGCGCGUUGGAAGACGGGGAUGUGGAUAAAGCAGAGGCGCUGAAGGCGAAGUUGGAAGAGAGGCAGCGGAGUCGCCGCCGUGUGCUCGAGGAACAUGGCCAGGAGUGGCAGCCUAGGUGGUUUACCAAGGUGGGGCCUGUGGAGGCGGCGGCGUUGGGCGAUGAGGAGGUUUGGAGGCUCAAGGGCGGGAAGGACGGGUAUUGGGAUUGUAGAGAGCGCGGCGAUUUUGGGGAUGUGGAACAGGUUUUUGAGACGUAG